Messenger RNA from Centropristis striata (black sea bass), 3008 nucleotides. RefSeq names its product sine oculis-binding protein homolog. Gene Ontology annotation, biological process: animal organ development. The coding region runs from base 146 to 2707 and encodes 853 amino acids. NCBI's taxonomy places the organism in Eukaryota, Metazoa, Chordata, Actinopteri, Perciformes, Serranidae. The transcript has 7 exons. The record is from RefSeq and is a predicted model, not a curated record. Gene Ontology annotation, cellular component: nucleus.
GCCCCAGAUGAGGGACUCAGACCUCCGGGAAUGACAGCCGCUGUCACCGGGAGUGACAGCUUCCACUCUCAGCUACUCCGCUAAAACACCCUCCAGCUUGACACUCAACACUGAUCCGGAUUGGAUCCACAGCCAGACCAGGACUAUGCCAGAGAUGGAGAAAGGGAGACCACCGGAAAAUAAACGCAGCAGGAAACCUGCGCACCCCGUAAAGAGGGAGAUCAACCAGGAGAUGAAGACGUUUGCAGAAAGCACCAUGAACGAGCUGCUGGGAUGGUACGGCUACGACAAGGUCGACCUCAGAGACUCGGAGGCCAACGAGAUCAGAAACUACCGAGAGAGACGGCAGCAUGUGUCUGUGCUAAAAGAGAACUCAUUGCCAAAUCCCAAGAGCCUGGACACCAAAGUGGGUCACUCGGUCCUCGCCAUGAAGAGCGGAGAGAGAGAGUCCUCCAGCGUCCCCUCCUCUUCACCUUCGUCCUCCUCUAAGAGUUCAUCACUGACCAGCCCCAAGGAGCACAAGAGUGCCCCGGUCAUCGUCCCCCUUAUAAAACCAUCAGCAGUGGAAGAUGUGCAGAAUGUGCAGAUCGUGUGUGUUUGGUGCCAGAAGGAAGGCGUGAAGCGCUACUCUCUGUGCAUGGGCUCAGAGCUCAAGAGCUUCUGCAGUGAGAAGUGUUUCGCCGCCUGCAGACGGGCCUACUUCAAACGCAAUAAGGCCAGAGACGAAGACCUCCAUGGUGAGAGAUCCCCUCAGCACCCUCAUGCAGAGGACUCGCCCAGACUGGUGCUGAAGAUAAACAGCAACGUCAGAGUAUGUGACUGGUGCAAGCAUGUCCGUCACACUAAAGAGUACCUGGACUUUGGAUCUGGUGAGGAACGACUCCAGUUCUGCAGCACCAAGUGUCUCAAUCAGUACAAGAUGGAUGUUUUCUACCGAGAAGCCCGCGCGGCUCUCACCAGCUCCAGCCCCAGCAGACCCAGCCAGGAGGGGGGCCGGGCCGACACCAUCCUGGCCGGGCAGAAGCUUCUCACUCCGGAGUCCUGGAGCAGCAGCAGCAGCCUGGGAGACCCUCGCCACAGAAACCUUUCCCCAAGAGGGCCAACACCAAUCCAUGGACCGGCAGAAUCCACCUCCAUGUCCCCCUCAGAAGCAUCCUCUUCCAAUUCCAAGAUCCCCGUCUCUGGGCUGAGGACCCUGGAGAGACCCAUCCAGCCUCCUCCUCCUACUAAGGAGGUGUCUCCCCACCCUACUCCCCAUCAUCCUGCUCCUCAUCCUCGCCCCCCUCUGGAGCAUCAACCUGUACCUCAAAUGCCCAUGCCCUUCAUCAGACCUCCUCUUCAUGCUCAGGGCCUGAAAAGCCCCCUUGCAAACCCUCCCAGACACCCUGGCCCCCCUUCCAGCCCCAUCCACAGACCUCCUCACUCUCCUCACCUGCAGCCCCCGACCUCCUCCAUGAACCCCCCUGGACUGGUGCAUCCCUUCCCAGGAGCCUACUUCCCUGGCUUGCACUCCCCUCCUAUAAACAUGAUGCCAAGAGGUCCGGUCCCAAUGCCCCACAUGAUGAACUAUGGGAUCCCUUCCUUUAGCCCUCUUCUGCCCCAACCCACCGUCCUGGUGCCUUAUCCAAUCAUCGUCCCCCUUCCUGUCCCCAUACCCAUCCCUAUCCCCAUCCCAGUCCCUUCUAAGGCACCGGUAGAAACUCCCAGUCACAGUGGUGUUAUCCAGCCCGUGCCAGAAGGGGUAGACCGGGGCAGAUCCAGGGCUACCAGACCACCAUCUCCAGGGAUUCAUGAAGGGGGCAGCAGAUUGAUAACCAACAAAUUGGGUGGAACCUUGACUCAAGGUCUUCCCUCGCCAAGUGACCCCAACACAGAUUGGGUGAAAUCAGAGAGGCCAUUCCCGUCCCCAACCUCCACCCCCCACAGUGGAGCGUCGUCCCCCAGAGCCCAGUACAACGAGUCCCCCUGCUCGGCCUCAGGCUCAGAGGGGCUCACAGACUAUAAGCAGCAGCAGUCAGAGCGGCAAGUCAUCCAACGGGUUCUUCAGAGGACCCAGGUGAAGCCCAGUGCCAAUGGAAUGGUGGACCUAUCAGGACUGGGAGAGUCAGGAACUGGGCAGGGUACCAGAUCAGGGCUCCACGACAUCAUCAGGCCCACCCCUCUUCUACCACAAUCCCCUUCACACGACACUGUCUACCACCACCAGGACCCCCAUACCCCGCCUCCACACACACCCCCCAGCCCCACAGGGAGCAGCCAUCCAUACGAUGCCACAUCCUCUGCCCUGAAUUCUCAGAACCACAGUCCAAACGGGAUGUCCUCCUCACCCACAGCCGCCAGCCCGGACUCCCCCUCACCCCAGAGAGUACCAGCACCGCCCCUUGACCCCGCGCUCAACGAGCUGGAGGCCAUCAAAGAGAACAAGUGCUCUGUUGUUGGUUCGGUGCACACUGAGGGCCCGGUCGGUCAGGCAGAAGAGCCCUUAGCGGUAGUCGGGGAGGUAGGAGAGGACCCCCAUGUUCCCGAUGAGGACCAUGCCUAUGCCCUGCCCACAGCGCCAAAGACAGGUGGGACCACCACCCCGCUGCUCUUGCCCAAACUCAGGGACAAGGGCAGCCUGAGGAGCCCUGCUAACAUGCCAAGUGCAGGAGACAUGGAGCCAGCUCUGAAGAGGCGAUGCCUACGAAUCCGAGAUCAGAAUAAGUAGAGGAUGGAGACUCCCUGUUUAACACUGUAUGGCGGUGCCAGAUUCAGUGCCACGCCCUCUAGUGGACAGCGCCAGCGCUAACACCUGCAGCCAGCAGGGUCUCAGCCUGCAGAGCAGCAGGAGGCGACCAGGAAGCUCCAGACGGAGAUUCAUCUCUUCAGCGUGGAAGAAGAAGAACUCAGACACUUUCUGAUUGGACCAAAGAGGAUCAACGGCUCGUCUGUUUGAUGUGUUCAGUGAUACGAAGCGUCUCACUUCAUCUUCAUCAUCAUCAUCAUCUUCAUCACCUCCCCAAACUCUG